Messenger RNA from Chilo suppressalis (striped riceborer), 6431 nucleotides. The record is from the annotation of a GenBank genome assembly. NCBI's taxonomy places the organism in Eukaryota, Metazoa, Arthropoda, Insecta, Lepidoptera, Crambidae.
GUCUGUGAGAGCAGUUUACAACUAAUUCUUACAAUCAUUCCGUUCUUCACUUAUCUUUUCCUUUUUUGUAAAUUUGAAGUUUAAAUUAAAUAACAGAUUCCAUAAACCGGAUUCAAAUAAGGCCUUUGUCAUUAUGCAUGGUCGUGUGAAGGUACGGACAUCAGAAGAAGAGAAGGCACGCAAAGAAAAGGAACGUCAGGAAAAGCUUAAAAUUUUUAAAAAUGUUAUGCAGAAAAUUCAAUUUAAGAGGAAUGAAGGAGAACUGGACCAAGAGUUGUUGGAGCUGACUGGAAAUGUGCUAACUUCAAAUCCAGAUAUCUAUACUUUGUGGAACAUUAGAAGGGAAAUAAUUAUUAUUUAUAAGAAAGAUGUUAAAAUGAAAGAAAAUAUGUCAAAACUAUAUGAUUCAGAACUACAGUUGACUGAGUAUUGCUUAAAAAUAAAUCCAAAAUCAUAUGGAUCUUGGCAUCAACGAGAAUGGGUAUUAACAAUGCGACCUGAUCCUGAUUGGAAAACAGAACUUAGCUUAUGUAAUAAAUACUUAAAGCUGGAUGAAAGAAACUUUCACACUUGGGACUACCGAAGAUUCGUCAUCAAUCAGUGUCAACCAGCCUUAAAAGAAGAAUUCGAUUUCACAACUGAAAAAUUAUUUGAUAAUUUUUCUAACUACUCUGCAUGGCAUUAUCGUAGUAAAAUGUUAGUGAAAUUAUAUCCUGAUGUUGAAGGAGGAAGACCAAUAGAGGACAGCCAUCACAAACAUGAAUUGAAAAUGGUACAAAGUGCAGCAUUUACGGAUCCUGAUGAUACUAGCGCUUGGUUCUAUCAAAGAUGGCUAUUAGGUGCUGUGAAAAACAGUGUUGACUUAGUAGUUAGCUCUGUGACAACCUCAAAAUCGUUUCUCACUUUCAGCCAAUAUGUUUCUAAGGAAUUUGUGAAAAGCAAAGUACAGAUUUUCAUAAAUAAGACCCUAGUAACUCCUGAUUGGUCAUCUUGCACUGGUAACCAUUAUGAUAAAUUAUGGUUGUUCAAACAUAAUGUGUCAAUCGAAGCCGGAAUGGAUAUCAAGGUUGAAUUUGACAAAGAAAAUGGGCAAAAACAAAUCGUCUCAUGUGUCCCAGCUGAAACAUUGACUUACGUCGGCAAGGGCAACAUUAAUUUCCAAAAAUAUUAUUCAGAGCCAGUGUUAAAGGAAUUAAAGGAUCAACUAGAAUCUUGUCGGCAGCUGCUUGCUAUGGAGCCUGAUAAUAAAUGGACACUUCUUACAACCACCAUAUUUUUAAAUUGCAUUGAUGCAAAACUGUACCAUAAUGAAGUUAUAGAUAAUUUAAAAACCUUACAAAGUAUAGAUAAAUUGCGUACUGGUUAUUAUGAAGAUUUAAAAACAAGAUGGUGUAUUGAGAAUCAGUUGUACAGAGACUAUGAAAGUAAUGAUUUGGUUUAUAGAGUAUCAUUUGAUGAUAAGAUAACGUGCCUUCCGCACUUACAAUACUAUAGUCAUUGCGAAAAAGUAGAUUUAACAAAUCAAAAUUUAACAACGAAAGUUUUACCGUCGUUGAUUUUACUACAAAAUUGUAAGGUAGGCGACAAAGGAGUGAGGCAGGCGCGGUGUGAGUGCCGGUCUUUCGUAUUGUGCCUACAUCCGUACAGUCGUUUGCCUGUCUUUGCGCUUUACGAUACGCUAUGUUCUCUCCUCAUUUGUGAUCUCUUGACGAACUUUGCUUUCUUUACGGACUUUGAGUGCGAUUACGAUUUGGUUUUGUGAUACGGAAUUCGACGACUUUGGCUUUCUCAACGGACUUUUCGAGCACAUUACUUUAGUGAGCUAUGCCCAUGGGCCCUCUUAAUCCGUAUGUGCUUCAUGUCACGCCAGGAAACUAUUUUUUACCUCUUUACGUGCCUCUUUAUUACAAAUUUUAACCGACCUAACAAUUUAAGAAUUCUCAGUUUAAAGAAUUACGAGAUUACGGUUGCCAGAUUGGCUGGAUUGUCCAGCUAUUUCACACGUUGUCCAGUGUCCCGGUUUUAGGCAAAAUGUCCAGCAAAAAUGAAGCUGAAAAUUAAAAACCACCAGUAUUAGUGGUUUUUCCACCGAUUUGGAAACACUGGCUAUUGCUAUCUAUGCCCGGGAUUGAAUUCAAUAAUUCGAUUGAACUUUGACGAAACUUGUACUAAAUUUAAAUCUUUUCUAAAUAAAGAUAAAGGUUCUAAAAUGAUAAAUGCGGCUAAAGGAAAUGCUAAAUAUAUGUGGCAGAAAAAGUGAUUUCAUAUUAAUUUUGUUUGAUUAAGGUUCCUCUGUUUUGUAAUAAUAAGAUUUUUUUAUAGUCAUACUGAUUUUUUUGUCCAGCCAGAAAUCCUAAUGUCCAGAUAUUUUAUAAUAUUGUCCAGAAAUUUUGAUUUAUCAAUCUGGUAACCCUAUACGGGAUAUAACGAAUAUUUACUUUAGCGCAGGGUGCGGGUUCGAGUCCCGUCUGCUGCCUGGUCUGGAAUUUUUGCAACGAAAUACAGAAGCUUAAUACGGGCAUAAAAUAAUACCCCUAUAAGCUUUUGCCUCGUUUUUAGAUUUUAUGUUAGACAAUAGUCAUAAAGUUCAAUAAGCUAUGCAUAUUUUCGUUUCUUUGUCAUUCUGCAGCCAAAUUAAUUAAGCUUUAGGUCUUUUGAACUAUGCAACGGAUUUUUAUGCAGUUCUCACCAAUAGCUAGUGAUUCGGGAGAAAGGUUUAUGUGCGAAGCCUGGGCGGGUCGCUAGUUUAUUUAAUAUUUAAUCCAAAAAGUAUUGUAAAUAAAUUUGAAACUAAAUCUCUUUUGCGAUAGUUUAUUUAAUGUUAUUAUUAACAGUUUUGUAGUUUGUUUCUACUAGUUUACAUGAUAUAAAAAUAUAUUGAACAACUUAUUUUCUAAAUUAGCAUGUGCCUUACUUAUCUAGAGCCUGUUUACCAGAUCUUGGAAUGUCCUGUUAAGUGCAAUUUUAAAGUGACAAGAAGUUAGUCAAGUCAUUUGCUUGCAACCAGCAAGUUGCAUACUUAAUUUUCACAUAACUAGCUUUAUAUUGUCUUAUUACUACUAGAUGUUACAAUAGUAAAGUCAAAGUAAUUAAUAAAUGUAUUUUUUUUAUUUAUGGUACUUACAAGAAUACUGCAUUCUUACAGAUAAUUCUUUUAAAAUGAAACCUGAUUCAAGUAUUAGUCAACAAUAACUGUGUAUAUUUUAGUCUGGUAAAAAUAACUCCUUUUACAGAUAUGCCAUUCCUUAAUACUAUUUAAACAUUCGUAGUUAGAUAAAAAUAAUGAUGACAUUAAGUGUGAAUAUAAAUAUGCAUUGCUUCGUUUAUUGCACAGUGUUUAAUGAACUGUAUAUAUAGGACAUAUGUAGUUUCAAUAGUAACCAAAAAGUCGCAGAUACAGAAAUGAUUAUCAUUACAUAGAUUUGGUUUUUUAUUUUGUAAAGCUUCGAUGAAACAGAGCUAGUUUCCAAGCUACAAGCCAACCGAGUUCACUAGCAACUUGUAAGCUUGCCCUGUAUCAUUAGAUUGUAGGAAAGCCAAUGACAGGGCGAAUUUAUAAGCUGCUAGAGAACUCGCUGGAGUGUGUCAUCGAGGCUUAAAAUACAGAGUUACUGAUGGUUCUUACAACUCAAAGAAUUCAUUAUUCAACUUAUUUUAUAUUUUUACAACUAGAUAAUAAAGCACUAUAACAAACAGACACAUUUUUCAUUUGUACCAUUAAACUGUGAUUGCAUCACCAUAUUGAAAGAUUUGUUAAUAUUAAUAUUACAUCACUAACAGACUUUGUUAAAUCAUCUCCUUCCCAGAAUAGUGCCCCACAAGAUUCACACAACAGUGCAGGUUUAUUUGCAGUGGAUAAUUUUACUACAUUGUUUAUCUCAAUGAGGGCACCCUUGCUAGUUUUGCAUGAUUUAUUUGGUUGAAUCAUAUUCACUACAUGGUAUAAAUCAUCAUCACCUUCAGAAUCACUAAGAAAUUUGUCAUAGUUUGUUUCAUCAUCAUCAUAGUCAACAUUAUUGUAGUGGUAAUUUGUACUUUCACUAGACUGAUAGUCUACACAGAGUUUAUAAACUUCAUCAGGUGCUAACUUCAUUAUGUCUUUUGCAUUACAUUUUAUGCAAAAUCUAAAUAAAUCAAUUUGUUUAAUGCCUAUAUUGAAUCUAUUGAAUAUUAUUUGCAAUUGAUCUGUGACACUACCUUUACCUACAUCUAAAAUAGAACUUUGGGGAAAUUUUUUAUUGGGUGUGCCCUUUAAUUUAGUCAAUAUGACUAAUCUAUCUUCAGAUAUUGCCAAGUUUAUAACAUCACACCAUAACAUUGUUUCAUGCAUUACUACAGUAUCUAUUCCACAAUACCUUAGAUAUGGGAGAAGAAAGGAUAACUUUGGUUCUACAAUAAAUUUGACUUCUUCAGUAGACUUUGUUAAGUUAUUGGUCAUAAAAGAUUGGAUUCUUUCAUGACCUCUUACCUUCUUAACAGAUUUCUUUUUUGGUUCUGUCAUCACAUCAUUACAUAUUUCAUCAAAAUUUAGGCCUUGUUCUAUGCUCCUGAUUUGGAGAAAAUUAUAAAUUUCUAUAAGCACAAAAGCAUCUAAAGCCGCAUAAUGUAUUUGUGUUUUUCUUAAAGGUCUUAGUUCCCAAUUGGAACAUUGUUCAGAUUUUUCUAAAGGCAAACCAAAACAGGUUUGGACCAAGUAACUGAGGCUGUUACCAGCAUUUUCAUCACUUGUGGGGAAAGACAGUCCAUUAUUCAACAGACUUUUCCACAACAAAGACAUGUCUAGUAAACCUUCUCCUUUAACUUUAAUAUUUCCUAGACCUACUACAGACGCUUUCAUUUCUUUCAAAUCUUGUUCAAGGCCGAAUCCUAAUUUUAUUAUUUCUGCAUUUUCUAGAAAGGAUUUAUAAAAUGUGUACCAGAAGCUUGAGUAAGAUGGCUUAUUCAGCACUAAGGUAUCAAUCAAAUAGACCCUAUUAUUGGUAGCAAUUUGUAUCAAAGCUACUUGAGAUUGCUUUGCUCCAAAACAUGGCUUCCAUUCACAAUCCAUACUUACAAUAUUACAUUCAUUUAAGUCUGACAUCAUUAAAUCAUAAAAUUUUUCAGCUGUAUCAAUCAAUAUUAUGUAGUCAUCACUUAAUUUUAGUUUAUAGUAUUCUAAUGACGAUCCGACUUGCUGUGCGUCCCAAUUUUCUUCUUCUGGUGAAUCUUCGAGGGAUAAAUCUCUUAAACUUAAUGGAAGAUCACUAGUAGGUAUAUUUAAAUAAGAAGCCCAUUUGAGUGCUUCAUUUUUGUCAUAAUCAAGCAACAUGUCGAUGAAUUCUUGGGCUGAGUCUGAAUUUUGUCUUAAUGAGUCUUUUACUAAAUCAUCCCAAACUGAAGAACUCACAUUAUGCUCCUGGUACUUUUGAUGAAUUAAAUAUCUCAAUCCUCCUGUUGUGCGGUUUUUGCUAAGAUUCUUGCAGUUUUCAAUGGGAAUAUUGAAUUUAUUACACAAUCUUGCCACUAAUUUUCCAAGUGGUUUAUGAUGUAUUUUGUCAUAUUUCACAUGACAUAUCUUGUUAUCUUCAAUAUAGUUUUGAGCAAAUUCUUUAAGAUUGAAUUUUUUAUCAAGUAGUUUAUCUAAGAAAUUCAAUAAAAGUUGAACUUGAGAUGGACAUUCUGUUAAAUACUCAUCAAUUAAAUUUGUUUUGUCUUGAAGAAUCAGAGGAAAUAGAAGAUCUUCAACUGGUAUUGCAUCAUAUAACUCCAUUGCUAUAAUAACCUGAGAUGCCAAUUUGCAGUUGUCUUUUUCAAUCAUAUCUUUGACAAUAGGAAUAAUAGUGUCUCUGAUAGUAGCAAUUUGGUAAGUUUUAACAACUAAAUUGAGAAACAAAGAAUUUCUUUGUUGAAUAGCAAUAUGAAAGGCUGGCAUCUUCAAAGAAUCUUGUGGAUGAGAACCGGAAGCUAGUGCCCAUUUCUGAAGAGUUUCCACAAGAAAGAAUGGUAAGGAUUUUGGUUUACAAUCUUUAGCAUCUUCAGUUUUAAUUACGAAAACUAGAGUCACUCUGAACGGAUCGACAAUAGACUGAAAAAAUAGUUGAAUCUGAUUUUCGAGUGUUGCACUUUUCUUCCAUGUUUUCCACGUCACUUUUAACUGUUUGAACCAAACUGCAGUGUUUUCGUCUAAGUCUACAUCCAAUCCCUUUGCACGUAGAGAAUCCUCGAUCGAGGGCACUAUUUUAAUAGAUUGAUUUUUAUCAACAAGGUUGUGUAAAUUGUUUGCACUCAUUGUAAAUUAACAUAAAAUUCCACCGAUAAUAUCCGCACUAAGGAAAAAAUGUUCAACACUGUCAUGUGUUAAAACUGUGAAUGCAAAUCAUUACAACUUUUUUGGAGUUACACAAGUUACACAAAGAACCAUACACAAUUACCUUCAUAAAUUUUAAUUUGCG